AAACAACCUUUAGCUAUUUUCUCAUUUUUGCGUCAACGUUCUCCUAAAACUUUCAAGUUUGAAGAUCGACGUUCAUAACCUGAUCUUCUGAAGGAACCGCGACUCAAAAUCACCUUGAAAUAGGUGACGAAAUCACAAAUUUUGGCAGCCAGUUCAAACUCAUCACGGUUUACUCGAAGCCGUUGGCAACGGAAGAAGAAAUCAGAAAUAACGCAUACGGGACACAGUUUUUUCAUCAUCCUUUGUCAUACCGGAGAGAGUAGGAGAGGAAGUCUUUCGCUUUUUUGCUGAACACGCACGACAGCAGACCGGAAGUCUUAAGUUUUCUCGCUAGACACACGACAGUGGCGCUCAGAGAUCACGCAUCGUCGCUGCCAUCGUUAUCGCCAACAUGUCUUUGCUUAAGAUGCCGCUUGGAGAACUAAAUCCUCACUUGAUGUGUGUAUUGUGUUCUGGGUACCUUGUAGACGCAACAACGAUUAUCGAGUGCCUGCAUUCUUUUUGUCGUAGCUGUAUCGUUAAAUAUCUCCAGACAUCGUAUCACUGUCCUGUCUGUGAUGUUGAGGUCCACAAAACCAAACCACUGCUUCAUAUAAGACCCGACCGACCGCUCCAGGAAAUUGUGAACAAGCUUGUUCCAGGAUUAGUAUAUGACGAAUUCAAUCGCCGUACAAAAUUCGAAGACAAAAUAGAAGAGGAAAAUUCUACAAACGAAGGUGAAACUGAGGCAGCGACAACUGAUUGUGAAACGAAAUCAAAGAACAACGCAGAGGUGAAGAUGGAAGAUCCUAUGUUUAUCACUUUGGAAUAUUACAGGCGUCAAAAAAUCUGGAAUGAACGCCAGAUCUUUCCGACUCGUUAUCUCAGAUGUCCGUCUGCAGUGACUGUCAACGUAUUGAAAAAAUUCCUUGCAAUGAAGUUUGCCAUCCCUAACACACAUCAGGCUGAACUUGUUCGUUCAGACGAGCUUCUUGACGACUCAUUGACGAUGAAGGAAGUUUCGCAAAUAUAUGGACUCUACUCGAAAUCUUUCCUAGAUCUCCAGUACUCUUUCUUGGACGUUUGUAAGGAGGAUACCGAAACAAAGGUGAAAGAACCGCCAAGGAAAAAACUUAGAACAUGCAACGAAGAUGGAGAUGAAACAAAAGCAAGCGAACAUUUUGUUGGGGCACAAACCAAACAGUUGAUUAUGGAUGAAAAGGGAAAGGAUCCCCAACAGCCUUGUACAAGGCUUGAAAAGGAUAGUCCCGUAAAACAUUCUCCGGAGGGUGUCAUUUUACCAACAUUUCCUGAGACUCCUCCAAGUUUUGAAGUUGAUCCCGAGGAAGAAGAAACUCCCGUACCAGUCUAGAACUUGCGAACUCAGUUGCCCGUUGUUUGCCUGUGUACGCUCAUGUGAACGCAUUGAGACCGUGAAAUAAUUUUUCGUUCGACGAUCGAAAUCAUUUCCCCUACAGUCUCUCAAGAAAGCUAAGUUCAAAGGGAGUCAAAUCUGUGUGGGGUCUCCAAAUCGGCUGGGUAAAAAUAUUGUGUUUCCAAUAACAGAGGUUUCCAAAGGAAUCUCUAAGUUUCGUUGAAAGGUAUCCUUGAAAAGUACAGAGAACUGAUCUCUCUCCUCUUUUACGCAACAAUUGAUACGCUGCUUUUAGUGUUAAAAGACAAGUAGGUGAAAAAGAGUUUUCUUUAACGUUUCGAGCGUUAGCCCUUCGCCAGAGCGAAUGACGAAGGCGUAACGCUCGAAACGUCAGGCCAAUUUUCGUUAUCAACUCAGUUGAUGAACCAAAUUCUCCUUUAAUUACUUUUCUAUAUCGAGAGUAUCCAAGCUUCUGGAAUGUCACAACCACAACCACAACCACAAUAGGAUCCCUGUUUAUAUUUUAGCACACAAAAGAAAUGUGAUUUAUGAAAGCUGACCGCUGGACCACCAGAGCCUCAGCUAAGAGAUGUAAUCUGUCUUCAGGCGUGCACCAUUUUUUUCUUUGUAAGAACCUUUUUUUACAUGAACAUUCAGGCUGAGAUUAGCCAAAAUUUCAAGAACAC
Pocillopora verrucosa is the source of this 2040-nucleotide messenger RNA. RefSeq names its product polycomb complex protein BMI-1-A-like. Gene Ontology annotation, biological process: negative regulation of transcription by RNA polymerase II. The record is from RefSeq and is a predicted model, not a curated record. Lineage: Eukaryota; Metazoa; Cnidaria; Anthozoa; Scleractinia; Pocilloporidae. Gene Ontology annotation, cellular component: PRC1 complex. Gene Ontology annotation, molecular function: promoter-specific chromatin binding.